Molecule: messenger RNA, 465 nt
Organism: Ophidiomyces ophidiicola
Lineage: Eukaryota; Fungi; Ascomycota; Eurotiomycetes; Onygenales; Onygenaceae
Exons: 3
Coding region: 1-465 (154 amino acids)
Biological process (GO): vesicle-mediated transport
Cellular component (GO): intracellular membrane-bounded organelle
Source: RefSeq, a predicted model, not a curated record
AUGGAAACUCAGUUUUCGAAACGGAGAUGCUAUUACAUUGACGGCCGACGGUACUGUACCAGUGUCUGGGAAGACUGGGCCCGAUGGGUCUUUUUGGCUAUUAUCAUCGCCGGUGGCUUUCUGAUCUUCUUUCUCUUUGCGUGUGUUUCCGCCCGUCGACGCCGUAACAGAGGCAUGCAACCUUUCAUGGGUACCGGCUGGGCUGCAAAUCUUGGUAAGCCAGGACAGCAAGCACCACCGCCGCCCCAGUACCAAUAUCAGUACCCUCCACCUCCCCAGUACACACCGGCAGGCGAAGCAGGCGGCUACUAUGGAUACAAUAACAACAACAUGAAUGGUCCACCCCCAGCCGGCGCAAACAGCAACCAACAGACAGGAAUCGAACUCCAACAACCGCCAAAUGCAUACCGGGGAGAAACCGUGUAUGGACCCCCAGCAGGCCCCCCUCCGCCUAAAACAUCAUAA